ACACAUUCAUCAACACACUUAUUCCAGGUUGAAAAGUCAAACAUUCAUGGCAGAGACAGUUGUGUGCGUACGUGUUUGCGUGUAUGUGUAGGUACGUGUGUGUUCAUGUGUGAGCAAAGCAAACAGUGAAGUACGUAAGAACAGAGAGAAGAAACAGGAAGGAGAGCAGAGAAAGGAGGAGGAGGAGGAGGAGGAGUGGUGUUAUUGUGAGGGUACAACGCAACAAUGAUGGUGGUGGUGGUGGUGAUGUCUUAAGGUGUGUUAGUGGCCCCUGAUAUAACCUGGCGUGACUUAACCUGGCCUCACCUGCUGUUACCUGACUCCUGACUCACCUGCGCUGUGUCAGUCUCCACCUGCCUCAUCCUCAUGUCACAGGAACCUAUUUUGAUGAGGUAUAAGAGGCCAAUGACCUCAACAUGACCCCAGCUGGCCUGCUUCUCGCUGCCCUCCUGACCUCCGGUGUCGCCGUGAGGGGGGACGAGGCCGAGUACAGACUCACGCGGUACCUGAUGAGCAACUAUGACAAGAGUGUACGACCCUCCCUCAAGGCGACCAUGGCCCUCAACAUCACCUUCGGCCUCGCCCUCACGCAGAUCAUAGACGUGGAUGAACGUAACCAGAUCUUGACGACCAACUGUUGGCUGAAUCAGAUGUGGCUGGACUACAGUUUGCAGUGGAACGCUUCAGACUUCGGAAACAUUCAAGUGAUUCGCCUUCCCGCGGAGAAACUGUGGAAACCUGACAUCAUUCUGUACAACAACGCUGACAGUCAGUACAACAACGCCAUCCUGAACAACAUCAUCGUCACCUCGGAUGGUAACGUGACGUGGCUCUCCUCGGCCAUCUUCCGCUCCUCGUGCUCCAUCAACGUGGAGUACUUUCCCUUCGACGAACAGAAGUGCGUCAUGAAAUUCGCUUCCUGGACCUACGACGGAUUCCAGGUUAACUUGGUGAUUCAGACGGAGGAGGGAGACCUGAGCAAUUACGUGACAAAUGGUGAGUGGGAUAUGAUGGACAUGGUGGUGGAGAGGAACGUCGUCUAUUACUCCUGCUGCGAGGCGCCUUACCCUGACAUCACCUACCACAUUAUUCUCAGACGCCGCCCGCUCUUCUACGUGUUUAAUCUGAUCCUGCCAUGCGUGCUCAUCACCGGCAUCGCCCUCAUGAGUUUCUACAUGCCCAGUGACUCCGGAGAGAAGGUGACUCUGGGCAUCACCACGCUGCUCUCCAUGACUGUCUUUCUCAUGGUGAUUGGCGAGUCCAUGCCGCCCACCUCAGAGAAACUGCCGCUCAUUGGUCUAUACUACGGCGUGACAAUCUCCCUGGUGUCCUUCGCUACGGGCCUAUCGGUUGUCACUCUGAACAUACACCACCGAGGGAUGCGAGGCCGUGAGGUGCCCGCCCUGGUGAAGCGUGUGGUGUUCUGCUACCUGGCGCGGCUCAUGUGCAUCAGGCUGGACAUUCCUGAUCCCAUGGGAGGACAGGGGCACCGCUUCCCGCCGCCACAACCACCUUCUGCUGCUACUUCUGGUGGUGGUGGUGGUGGUGGUGGUGGUGGUGGUGGUGGUGCAGGUGGUAAUAGCCAAACUGCGGGUGAGUUUGGGCCCCACGUGGACCUGACAGAUCGCCUGCUGGAGGAGGAGACCAAGUGUGAGAAUGGAGGCGUCCCAGGCACCAGCCAGGAGAGUCUGAGGAGGAGAACCAGCAUCAAAAGAAUGACGGGGGGCUGCCUUCACAACGCCUCCUGCCCCGCCUCGCACCCGUGUCUGGACCACUUCGAGCGUCACUUCCUGCGGGUGCUGAACAAGGUGCACCAGACCAUCGAGAAGAACGAAAUCCGCCUCGCCGAGCAGGACAGACGUGACACUAUCAGGCUGGAGUGGCAGCAGGUGGCGCUGGUGGUGGACAGGUUUCUUCUGUGGACAUUCAUCAUUGCCACCAUCAGCACGACCUUCGGCAUCAUGUAUAUGUCUCCGCACACCAAGCUCUUCACCAUGUAGAGAGAGAGAGAGAGAGAGAGAGAGAGAGAGAGAGAGAGAGAGAGAGAGAGAGAGAGAGAGAGAGAGAGAGAGAGAGAGAGAGAGAGAGAGAGAGAGAGAGAGAGAGAGAGAGAGAGAGAGAGAGAGAGAGGCUGGCUUUUUAUGUUAGCCCUGAAAAUCUUCUACUACAAAAAAUAACAAGCCAGUCUUUCAUAACUUGUCAAUUCCACUCGAGACAGUUUGGGAGUGAAAAAUGGCGCGCGCACACACACACACCUUUUCAUUCAUUUUUUGCAUCGUCAGUCUCUCAAAACUUGUCAAUUUCACUAAAAAAAAAAAAAAAAAAGGACAGUUUAGGAAUGAAAAAUGUCACACACACCUUAUCAUUCAUUCUUCACGUGGAAAGAUUUACAAAAUUUAUCGAUUUAACCUUAGCCUCUUCAGUACUGGGGCGCACUUUUACCACGUGUUUUGGGUGUGAUUAGACGAUUAUGUUUACAUCAGGUAGGGUCUAUGGAGGUCAGAGGACUAGUGGUCACUAUUUCGAUCCCCACAAGUUUUUGAAGCUGUUUAACCCUUCAGUACUGGGACACAUUAUUACCUUGAGAUUUGUGUACGACUAGACCAUUUUAUUUACAUUAGGAAGGGUCUAUGGAGGUCAGAGGAUUAAUGGCCAGAUUCUUCACUAUUUCGAUCCCCACAUAAGUUUCUGAAGUUGUAUAAAAUCGACAAAUAGUAACCACAAUGAAUAUGGAAACGCGUCACAGCACUGAAGGAGUUGAGAAGACAGUGUUUAGCAAUUAGACAAUACAUACACAAACUUUAUCAUUCCUUUUUCACAUCAACUGGUACAUUAUUCAUCAGUUUAAAACAGAAAAACAAGGAAAAAACAACAAAUUUCCAACAUCUUAUCCCCGAACACACACACACACACACAGAGAGAGGCGGAGCGAAGGAA
Portunus trituberculatus (swimming crab) is the source of this 2937-nucleotide messenger RNA. Its product is annotated as neuronal acetylcholine receptor subunit alpha-10-like. NCBI's taxonomy places the organism in Eukaryota, Metazoa, Arthropoda, Malacostraca, Decapoda, Portunidae. Gene Ontology annotation, biological process: monoatomic ion transmembrane transport; signal transduction; chemical synaptic transmission. Gene Ontology annotation, molecular function: transmembrane signaling receptor activity; acetylcholine-gated monoatomic cation-selective channel activity. Gene Ontology annotation, cellular component: postsynaptic membrane; neuron projection; synapse. The record is from RefSeq and is a predicted model, not a curated record.